AUUCGUCUAACAUAUUUUCAUUUAGAAACCUGCAUAUAUAUAAUGGAUGUGGCUUAUGGAGAGGUGGAGAUCAGCUCUUCCGUCUCUGGUCCUAAACUUUUCAAAGUCUACGACAACUUUGAAAUUAUCGCACCUAAGAUCAUUCCUGAAACGUAUAAGUCCUUCACUUUUAUCCGCGGUGAUGGUGAUGUAGGAACCAUCAAAAGCGUUACAUAUGGUGAUGGCACAAGUACAAAGCACACAAUCGAUGCCAUUGAUAGGAGCAACCUUAUAUUUAGCUGGACGUUCUUUGAAGGUGAUGCCUUGAAGGGUAUAAUAAAUACAGCCACUCAUCAUUUGAAAUUUAUACCUUCUCCUAAUGGAGGAUGUGUAUUCAAACAAACAUUUGUAAUUAGGUAUAAAGGUGAUGCUAAGUUAAUCGAUAAUAUUAUUAAUGGUAUCAAAGAAGCAAUCAAGAACACUUUCAAGAAGAUGGAAUCUUACGCUAUUGACCAUCCUAAAGUUUAGUAACUUUUUCACUUAAAUAAUGAUAGUGUGUUAGACUAUCUCAUCAUUGUACUCUUUUUUGUUUGAAAUAAUAUACAAUAAUUAAGAUA
Messenger RNA from Helianthus annuus (common sunflower), 596 nucleotides. Its product is annotated as root allergen protein. The coding region runs from base 43 to 507 and encodes 154 amino acids. Gene Ontology annotation, cellular component: nucleus; cytoplasm. Gene Ontology annotation, biological process: defense response; abscisic acid-activated signaling pathway. Gene Ontology annotation, molecular function: protein phosphatase inhibitor activity; abscisic acid binding; signaling receptor activity. The transcript is spliced from 2 exons. The record is from RefSeq and is a predicted model, not a curated record. Lineage: Eukaryota; Viridiplantae; Streptophyta; Magnoliopsida; Asterales; Asteraceae.